Molecule: messenger RNA, 1266 nt
Organism: Lathyrus sativus (Indian pea)
Lineage: Eukaryota; Viridiplantae; Streptophyta; Magnoliopsida; Fabales; Fabaceae
Source: the annotation of a GenBank genome assembly
AUGACGACUUCUUCUUUCAUCAUCUAUUUCUUCAUCUUAUCACUAUCCCUUUUCUCUCUUUCUUCUGUAUCAGCAUCAUCUCAACCACCACACUCCUUCAUUCUUCCCAUCAAAAAAGACCCAUCAACCAACCUCUUCUAUACCUCACUUGGCAUAGGAACUCCUAGAACAAAUUUCAAUCUAGUCGUAGAUCUUGGAGGAGAAAAUCUCUGGUAUGACUGUGGUACUCACUACAAUUCAUCAACCUAUACUCCUAUCCAAUGUGGCUCUAAACAAUGUCCAGAAAUUGGAUGUACUGGCUGUAAUGGCCCCUUCAAACCAGGUUGCACCAACAACACAUGUCCUUCUUCUGCAUUAAACUCACUAGCCAAAUUCAUUUUUGGUGGUGGCCUUGGUCAAGAUUUCAUUUUCAUUUCUCAAAACAAAGUUUCUGGUUUGCUUUCAAGUUGCAUUGAUACUGAUUCAUUUCCAUCAUUCACUGGCAAUGAUUCAGCACUUAACGGCUUACCAAAAAACACCAAAGGAAUCAUUGGUCUUUCAAGAUCUAACCUUUCAUUACCAAAACAGCUUGCUUUGAAAAACAAGCUUCCACCCAAAUUCUCUCUUUGUUUGCCUUCUUCAAACAAACAAGGAUUCACUAACUUGCUUGUUGGAUCAGAUAAAGUCUCCAAAUUUGUUCAAACUACACCACUCUUUGUCAACCCUUUUUCCACAGGUCCUGUUUCAGUUGAAGGUGUUCCUUCAAAUGAAUAUUUUAUUGGUGUGAAUGCUAUUAAGAUCGAUGGACAUGUUUUGAACUUAAAGCCUUCUUUGUUGUCCCUUGACAGAAAAGGAAAUGGUGGCACCAAAAUUAGUACUAUAACUCCUUUCACUGAAUUGCACACAACAGUUUUCAAGCCCUUUAUUCGUGAUUUCCUCAAGAAGGCUUCUGAUAGGAAACUAAAGAGAGUAUCAUCAGUGGCACCAUUUGAGGCAUGUUUUGACUCAACUAGCAUUGGAAAUGGAAACUUACCAAGAAUAGAUCUUGUUCUUCAAAAGGGUGUGCAGUGGACAAUUCAUGAAACCAAUUUGAUGAUAAAUGUAAAGAAAAAUGUAGCAUGUCUUGGAAUUGUGGAUGGAGGGACAGAGUCAAGGAUGUCGUUUACAAAAGCUUCAAUUGUUAUUGGUGGACAUCAACUGGUGGACAAUCUUCUGGUGUUUGAUUUAUCUUCCUCAAAGUUGAGUUUUAGUUCCUCACUUUUGGUCCACAAUGCAAGUUGUUCCUAA